Messenger RNA from Manduca sexta (tobacco hornworm), 1766 nucleotides. RefSeq names its product large neutral amino acids transporter small subunit 1 (gene mnd). Lineage: Eukaryota; Metazoa; Arthropoda; Insecta; Lepidoptera; Sphingidae. The transcript has 5 exons. Gene Ontology annotation, cellular component: membrane. Gene Ontology annotation, molecular function: L-amino acid transmembrane transporter activity. The record is from RefSeq and is a predicted model, not a curated record. Bases 1 to 1494 code for a protein of 497 amino acids. Gene Ontology annotation, biological process: amino acid transmembrane transport.
AUGGCAAAAGUAGGUGAUGUUGAUGGACUGCCAUCUAGGGCGAUGGAUUCUGGUUUAGAAACCGUGGAUGGUGGAGAUCAGGAGUCAAACGGAAGUGUUCGUUUGAAAAAAGAAUUGGGUCUGAUGAAUGGUGUGGCGAUAAUUGUUGGAGUUAUAGUUGGCUCGGGUAUCUUCGUGUCACCACAUUACGUCCUCAAAUUUGCCGGUUCCAAAGGCAUGGCGCUCAUCGUGUGGGUGCUCUCGGGAAUCCUCUCCAUGAUUGGAGCGCUCUGCUAUGCUGAAUUAGGUACAAUGAUCCCAAAGUCUGGUGGAGACUACGCAUACAUUGGCGAGGCGUUUGGCAACCUGCCGGCGUUCUUAUAUUUAUGGGGGGCACUGUUCAUCCUGGUACCGACUGGUAACGCCAUCACCGCCCUCACCUUUGCGGAAUACAUCCUCAAACCACUGUGGCCAGAAUGUCAUCCGCCUACUACUGCAAUUAGCCUUAUAGCUGCUAUUAUUACAUGUUUUUUAACCGUCAUCAAUUGCUACAACGUCAAAUGGGUAACGCGAGUACAAGAUUCCUUCACAGCUGCGAAAAUAUUAGCAUUAUUGAUAACAUUCUUCGCGAGUUUAUGGUACUUAUUUUCUGGUCACACUGAAAACCUUCAGAAUAUGAUGGAGGGUACCACCACCAAGCCAGGAAGCAUCGCUAGUGCGUUCUUCACUGGCCUUUUCUCCUAUUCCGGCUGGAAUUUUUUGAAUUUCGUUACAGAGGAGUUAAAAGAUCCCUACAAGAACCUUCCCCGAGCAAUACGCAUAUCGAUGCCUGUGGUGACACUGGUCUACGCGCUGGCAAACGUCGCCUACUUCGCAGUUCUCACUAACGACGAGGUCCUUGUCUCCGAGGUUCUCGCUGUCACUUUCAGUGAGAAGAUAUUAGGCAAGGUGGCGUGGAUCAUGCCGCUUUUCGUCGCGAUGUGUACAGUUGGUUCAUUAAAUGGAGCUAUAUACGCCUCAUCUCGCCUGUUCUUCGUCGGAGCAAGGAAUGGCCACCUUCCACUUGCAAUAUCUUUAAUCGAUAUCAGAAGGCUCACACCCGUACCUUCCCUAAUUUUUAUGUGCGUGGUGACACUAACGCUGUUAAUAUCAACCGAUAUUGAGUCGCUGAUGCUGAUCGUCUCCGCGGUGGAAGCGAUGUUCACCUUGUGUUCGGUGGCGGGGCUGUUGUGGAUGCGUCACACUCUACCUCAGAAGAUGCGACCGAUCCGCGUCAACCUUAUCUUACCUAUAGUAUUCUUAAUCACGUGUACAUUCCUUGUUAUAUUCUGCUUUUUCGAGAACCCAAUAAAAGUGGGAAUCGGCAUUGCUUUCAUAGCACUAGGAGUUCCAAUAUACCUCAUAUUUAUUCAAUGGAGUAAUAAACCCAAAUGGUUGCAAUCAGCAUGCAAUUCCUUUAAUAUAACUUGCUCUAAAAUGUUCUUAUGCAUUCCCGAGGACUCUAAGGAAUUAUGAUCUUUGUUGACUGACCAAGUUUUGUGAUCCGAUUUGGUAUUAUCGUUAGUUACUUCGUGUUAUAGCGCGAAUUCAGAUCUGUUAAAUAAUAAGAUGAAGUUCGACAAUAUGAUUCCUAUGCUUUAGUUUUAUUAUCUACUAGCUUUUGCCCGCGGCUCCGCUCGCGUUAUAAAGUUUUUCAGGCUAAAGUUUUCCGUUAUAAAAGUAGUAGUUUCCCGGGAGCCUAUGUUCUUCCCAGGGUCUCAAACUGUCUCCAUACCAAAUUUCAUCUU